Prionailurus viverrinus (fishing cat) is the source of this 5618-nucleotide messenger RNA. It is a transcript of the gene CATSPER4, whose product is annotated as cation channel sperm associated 4. Gene Ontology annotation, molecular function: calcium-activated cation channel activity; voltage-gated calcium channel activity. Gene Ontology annotation, cellular component: sperm principal piece; acrosomal vesicle; membrane. Lineage: Eukaryota; Metazoa; Chordata; Mammalia; Carnivora; Felidae. The transcript is spliced from 12 exons. The coding region runs from base 605 to 2002 and encodes 465 amino acids. Gene Ontology annotation, biological process: transmembrane transport; flagellated sperm motility; sperm capacitation. The record is from RefSeq and is a predicted model, not a curated record.
CCAUGCCUGCCAGGAUGAUGGGCUGCUGAUCCGUGCUAGUGAGGGCUUCCACUCAUGCCCAUCUCUCCCCAGCCCUUUGGAGACCAGAGGGUGCUCUCCUGCCCCAUCCCCGGGGGCUCAAAGAGAAACAGAAACCAGCCUUUUACUCUAGAUAGAGAAACCCAUCUUGCAUGGAAGGGCAGGGUGGGCGGGCCUGGAGACUGGGGCGGUGGAUGGUUUAGCCCACGGAGAGGAGCACAGGUUGAGGUUUGCUGGGAGGAGGGCCUCUGGGCCAAACACUGCUCUUCACUCCUCCAAGUCUUACCUCCAGCUCCUGGACCCAGAGCAGGGACAUGCCCCUGUAUCUCUCCAUCCAGGCCACACAAGAGACCUGACCUGUUCCCAUCAGCCUCUGACCGCUGACCGCAGCCCAGCCCCUUAGUGUCCCUGGCUUCCUCCCUGGGGACCAAGGGGAGUCAGUGGGAGGAGCUUCUCUUACAGUCAGAAUUCCUUGGUGGAAUGCAGACAGCUGGAGGUCACAGAGUCCUCUAUGAUCUCACCACGAGGGGGAGCAAGGCCACUUGGAAUGAAGUUUCUUUGAUAAGUGGGAGGAGACGGAGCAGCUAUGAUGGAUAACCGAAGGACUUGGUGGCAGCAGUGGACCGACAUCAAUAUCAAACCUUUGAACGUCAUGAGGGCCACUCACGAGCCCUACGCCCGGCCGGAGGAGCAAGUGCUGAUCAACCGCAGAGACAUCACUAGCACGAGGGAUACCUGGGACAUGCAGGAGUUCAUCACUCGCAUGUACAUCAAGCAGCUGCUUCGUCACCCAGCCUUCCAGCUGCUGCUGGCCUUGCUGCUGGUGGUCAACGCCAUCACCAUUGCUCUGCGCACCAACUCCUUCCUUGGCCAGAAACACUAUGAGUUGUUCUCUACCAUAGAUGACAUUGUGCUGACCAUCCUUAUCUGUGAGGUCCUCCUCGGCUGGUUAAAUGGCUUCUGGAUUUUCUGGAAGGCUGGGCCUGAUAGACCCCACUGGGGCUGGCCCCCCCAACCCCCCCAGGACGGCUGGAACAUCCUCAACUUCCUUAUCAUCUUUAUCUUGCUCCUGGGGUUCUUCAUUAAUGAACUCAGUGCCAUCUCUAUCACCUAUACCCUCAGGGCGCUUCGUCUGGUGCACGUGUGCAUGGCGGUGGAGCCUCUGGCCCGGAUCAUCCGUGUCAUCCUGCAGUCGGUGCCUGACAUGGCCAAUAUCAUGACCCUCAUCCUCUUCUUCAUGCUGGUGUUCUCCGUGUUCGGGGUCACUCUCUUUGGUGCGUUUGUGCCCAUGCAUUUCCAGAACAUGCAGGUUGCCCUGUACACCCUUUUCAUCUGCAUCACCCAAGAUGGCUGGGUGGACAUCUACAGGGACUUUCAGAUGGAGACAAGAGAGUACGCAAUGGAGAUUGGGGGUGCUGUCUACUUCGCCAUCUUCAUCACCAUUGGUGCCUUCAUUGGCAUCAACCUGUUGGUCGUUGUGGUGACCACCAAUCUGGAGCAGAUGAUGAAGGCAGGGGAGCAUGGACAACUGCAUCAGACAACCUUCCGUGAGACAGGCAAGGAGGAGGAGGAUGGAAGUAACUACCUGCCACUGGUGCACUGUGCGGUCGCCCGUUUGGAGAUGUCUGGCCUCCCCCAGGAGCCACUUACGGGGGGCAACCUGUCUAACCUCUCGGAAAACACCUGUGACAACUUUUGCCUGGUGCUCGAGGCAAUACAGGAGAACUUGAUGCAGUACAAGGAGAUCCGAGAUGAGCUUAACAUGAUAGUAGAGGAGGUGCGCUCCAUCCGCUUCAACCAGGAGCAGGAGGAGGAGCUGAUGCACAAGCAUGUGUCCCUGAGCCUGUCGGUGGUGAGUGGGUCCUCCCUGGACAUCCACGACAUGACUUGCCAGCAAGACUUGAUCACUGCGCUCAUCAACAGGGAUAAGGUUCAGGAAUCCAACACAAACCUGCUCCUUAACAAACAUAAGGCCAGCCGCUGAGAGGCAGGACGGGAGACAAGGGACCUGCGCACACACACCCAGCUGCUGCAUCUUCCUGCACCUCUAGUGUGACUUGGCACAGCCUGGUCUGAGCCCAUCCUCUCCCUUACACCUCGGCAGAUGCCUGGGGCUGAGAAGGGGGUGGUAUGUCCAGGGCUUGUACCUGUGAGCCCCAGGUUCAGAGGAAUUCAGAUGGACAAGGGUGCUGGAUGAGAGAGGGAGCCCCACAGCAAGGAUGAGCACCUAGCGGGGGUGCUGGCUAAGGCAGCCAGGGUUUGUCCUAAGGAUGGGCAUCCCUGGUCCUCUGCAUUAGGCCAGAGCUAGAUGGGGCCUAAGUGGGCUUAAGCACCAAGAGGAGAAAGGUGAGGCCAGUGGGGCCAGGCAUCUGUGUAUUGACAAUAAAAUUUUGCGUUGGGAUCAGUAUGUCUGAAUGGUGGCUCUACAAACUCCUUGGGGCAAUUCUUGCCAAAAGCCUGUUUGUCUGGUGGAAGAGUUACUGACAGCCCUCUAGAGCUUCUAAUCUAAUGGGAGAGAGAAUCUGCACCCUGAAAAUUUGUGACUUAAUGGUAGGGAUAUAAUCUCUGCCCUUAGUGUUCUAAUUUUUUUUUUGGUUGGGGGAGGUGGCAGUGGGUGGGAAUUUGGUCCUCAUGGUUAGGAGCCUGGUCUGAUGGAGACAGCCCUACCCUUCCUCUCUGAAGGUAGAGAAGACUGGUCCUUAUUCUGGGGAGCCCUAGUCUGUUGAGGUCACCAUUGAUCAAGUCAUGCAAAUACAAGCAGUUUUAUCCUGGGACAAUGGAGAGUGACUGGCAAAGCAUGGGUCCUGGUAGGCUUUUUGGAGGAGAGGGGCACUGGAACUUGCUGGAAGAUAGCAGGAGGAGUCUGUGGGUCCAGUGAAUGAGGUCUAGUGGGGAACCUAGGACCUGUGAGGUCUUGGGACCUUCACACUAAAGACCAUUGAGAGCCACAGCAAAUUCCUGAGCUGGGUAAUGCAGAGAGUCUGAGAGAGCUGCGGAAGUCAUGGGCAAUAGGAAGUCAUGGGCAAUAGAAUCACUCUACCCAACUGGAUUCUCAUCCUUGGGUAAGUCACUGGGCCUUAUUUUUCCCACCUGUGCAGUGGGGCGAGGGUGAGAUUGCUCUCCAGCUCUAAAAUCCAAUGGCCAACUUUUAGCUCAAGAGUUGGGAGACCAGUAAGAUCAUCCACGUCCCUGAGACUCAGAUUCCCUUGGGUUGGGUUGGGGAGAAGCCUGGAAGGCCGAGAGUUCUGCCCAGCUGUCCAACAAAGGCUAACAGGGGCCUUAGGGAUAUUCACCAGUUGGAAUGGGAGUCCCCAGAGGCCCACUGAUUGCAACUAAUGAGAAAAUCCACCCUCCAUCCCCCUCUGGUCUGCAUUGGUUCCAGCCCCAUAAAGCACCCCCUGGGGCCAGCUGGGAAGGAGUCUGGACAGCUGGGGGUGGGGUGGUAACUCAGCAGGCAGAUGAGAGAUGGCACCAGUGCCAGCAGUGCCUCACUGUCUUGGAGCUGCUGUCUGUUCCCCUGUUCAAGCUGAGACUCUUUAUCCGUGCUUUCCAGGACCAUCAACAUGGGCAGAGCCAUGGGCAUCCAGUGGCUUUUACUGCUAACUGCUAUUUACUGGGGAUGGAGCCUUCAGUCUUCCUGGCGAGUACCCCCAUAUACCCUUUCUAUCUAUCCUCUUCUGGGGGGGCUCUCAUAGCCCCUCUUCUGGCUGGCCAGAGAAGGGAAGAAGGUGACAAGAGAAGAAGAGACAGAAGGUAGUGUACCCAGGAAAAUCUUGCAAUGUGAGCACAGCCAUCACUAGCCCCAAUCCUAAAUUGUCUGAAAGGCUUGAGGCACCGAUGAGUUUGGAGGCAGGAGCCUGACAGGAUAACCUUCAAGGGACUUCUGGCUUUGCCCCUCUAUCCUCUUCCAGGAUGUUGUCUUUGUCUACUCCAUCUUGUCUGUCAUCCCAGUUGUGUCUCCCUUGCUGUCUAUCCUUCCCAUCUGGGCCUGGCCAAGAGCUUGGGGUUCCAGCAAACUAGUUCCCUCCAAGAUGGCCCAGAACUGGGGACCCAAGAUCUUGGACCCCUGCUGCCAUCCCCUGCCCUCCUCCAACAAAGAACAACUGCCACCUCCAAUGCGUCACCGAGCCUGAAGAAGGAGUACAGCCCUGGGCACUGAGCUCCUAGGACAGUAUGAAGGCAUUAUUACAACCCAGGGGGUUGAAUCAAAUACAGCAGACUCCACAAAAGUCUCUCUGCCUAAGGGACCUACAGUAUCCUCAUUGACAACCUCAGCUCUAUCCAGCAAUGGGAGAGACAACAUGUCUGCAGUUCCGAUUAACGCAUCACCAACAAUCAGGAGGACAGCAACGUCAGAGUCCCGGAAGAAUACAACACCAGCUACUCCUCCCACUUUACCAUAAGCCAACCGCUCUGCUGGGUCCACUGAACAGACAACCCCCAUACAUGUGACCCAGGAGGAGAGCUCCAGAAGCGCGGCCUUGUCCAGCAUGGCCACUUCAGCUAAGACCCUAAAACACAAUCAGAGAGCUCCAACCACACCCCGUUUAGCAUCAAGCUCCAUAAUCAAUGGAUUGGAAUCAUCAUUGUCCACUGACUCUCAGAUGUCAGCCAAGAUCACUGCUCCAGCAGCAUUAAACAUACCAGGCGAUGACGUUACAUCAUCAAGGUCCAUGACAGCCGCUGUCUCUGAGAAGUCAGCUACAAUGAAAUCCUCAACAGCACUGAACAAGACCACUGAUGUGAAAGAAUCUCUAUAUCCAGGACAACGAGUGCAGUUAUCCACACUGACCCUGACCACCCUAGGGACAGCUGCUUCUAGAACAACCAUAUCUGGGACUCAGGAAGGAGAAACUAUAGGCGCACCCCACCCCAGCAUGGUGAGCACGCUGUCUGAAACACAUCACGGCUCUGCCACACGGACACCUUCUGGGCCAGUGGAAUCAGCCCCUGGUGCCCUCACUGCAGCAGCCCAGUCACCUGAGACAGCAGCUGCUCAUUUGAUAGCCCUUAUCCCCAGCUCCUCAGGGACAACACAGCCCUCUGAUAGGACUGGGUCCAGUCAAGCUUCCCCUAAACCCACCCAGAGCAGUAGUCCUGGAGCACGAGCCUGUGCUCCAGACAAGUACCCAGCUGAAGGGGGAGUAGCUGAUAACAGCUACUAUGCCUACUCGAGUGAGUCUGAACAACUCGUGUCUAUACAGCAAAGAAGAGGUGGGGGCCAGAGUGGACAUCAGAACUCUGUGAAGGCCCAGACAAAUGAGUGUCCAAAGGCCAUGGGAGGGCCAGUGAGAUUUGGUCAAACAUUGGCCUCUAAAGAGUCCACUGGGGUAGAGGUGAUUUCUAGUAAGAGGCUAGGUAGCUGAGCACAUGAGGUUGUUGUAGUAAGUUCAGGCUGCUGUAACAAAAUACCAGACCCGGUGUCUUAUAAACAACAGAAUUUUACUUCUCACAGUUCUGGAGGCUCACAGUCCAAGGUCAAGGCACGGGCAGAUUAAGUAUCUGAUAAGAGCCCACUUCCUGGUUCAUAGACAGCUAUCUUCUCUAUAGUGCAAGGGGCAAGGGAGUUCUGUGAGGUCUCUUUUCUGGGUUGGGCGGGG